Molecule: messenger RNA, 568 nt
Organism: Oppiella nova
Lineage: Eukaryota; Metazoa; Arthropoda; Arachnida; Sarcoptiformes; Oppiidae
Source: the annotation of a GenBank genome assembly
UUUCAGUCGACCGCCGGAUAGGCGUUGGUCUAAAGAUGUUUACGCCAGGGAUGCAGACAUUGCCGCAAAACUAAUGGAGAAAUUGGGGAUUAGGUUCUACUCUACAAUGGGUUGGAGUGACGGCUCAAAGACAGCACUUUUGAUGGCAAUUAAGUAUCAAUCGGUAAUUAAUAAGACAGUUGUCUGGGGCGCCUCAGCGUACUGUAAGCCUGAGAAUAUACGUGCCCUGGUAGCCACCAGGAAUAUUAAGGUGUGGAAUCCGAAAGUUCGCGAAUGUUUCGAAAGGGUCUACGGAAACGAGUUGCAGGAAAUGUGGGCAAAACUGGUCGAUCACUAUAAGGUGAAUGUUGACGACAUCUGCAGAAAUACGGCCAAAAUGAUCCGGAGUCCGACAUUCAUACUUCACGGCGAUUGUGACCCAUUGGUAGACUUAGAGCACCCGAAGUACUUAAUGAGCCAAAUAUCGGACGCGAAACUCUUCAGAUUCGCUGAGGGGUCGCAUAAUAUUCAUCAGGAAUUCGCCAAACAAUUCAAUCAAUUAGUUCAGGACUUUAUUUUGAACUACGAG